AUGGCAGAGAAGUCAGAGGACUGGAGGCACUCCCUGCCCACGGAGAGGAAGCUCGUGUGGAGGACGGCGGAGGAGAGGCGGAUGUCAGACCUCACGCGGGUGCUGGAGUGGAUGGAGCGGAGGCAGGGAAAGAAGAAGCAAGCUCUCCAGAAGAACAAGCCCACGGCAGGGAUAGGCGUGGCAGAACCUGCGAAGGAAGAAAAGAAAACCAAAACUGCCCUAAAAUGUCAGGGAGCCCGCCGCAGGAGCCAAGGGAACCAACAGGUGGCGUUCUCUGAGCAGAUCUCCUCCCAGGCCUCAGGGCAAAACUCCAAGAAGGAGGACGAAACCUCUGCCCUGUACCGAAGGCUCUACAGAGUGGAAGCAAAAGGAAAACGCCUCAGCAGCCUGACCCCGAGCAUCAACUCCAGGGACACACCCAGGAUAUCUGACUUAGACAUCAAGGAUGCAGUUGCUCAAGAGUCCACUCAGCGCCCAAUGCCAUACCGUCGACAAAGCAUCAUAGAACCCAUAUUACAGGACACUGCCUUUGCCCAACGAAAGUCAACCCUCUUCAGAGAGUGGGGGAGCAAGAUGCCUGAUGCCUCUUAUGAGCGAAAACUGAAAAGCCUCAUGGAGAAGGGCACGGAGCCCAAGAUGGAGAUGAUGAAGAUGUUGAAGCCGGAAGAGGUGCUGAGCUGCCGAUACCUGAGGUUAUCCAGAACAACAUUCGAACCUUGCUCAAGCUGUGCAAGGAUGCGGGAAUGA
Molecule: messenger RNA, 747 nt
Organism: Dama dama (fallow deer)
Lineage: Eukaryota; Metazoa; Chordata; Mammalia; Artiodactyla; Cervidae
Gene: C4H16orf78
Product: chromosome 4 C16orf78 homolog
Source: RefSeq, a predicted model, not a curated record